Phragmites australis (common reed) is the source of this 3969-nucleotide messenger RNA. Its product is annotated as ubiquitin carboxyl-terminal hydrolase 19-like. The transcript is spliced from 11 exons. NCBI's taxonomy places the organism in Eukaryota, Viridiplantae, Streptophyta, Magnoliopsida, Poales, Poaceae. Gene Ontology annotation, biological process: protein deubiquitination. Gene Ontology annotation, cellular component: cytosol; nucleus. The record is from RefSeq and is a predicted model, not a curated record. Gene Ontology annotation, molecular function: cysteine-type endopeptidase activity; cysteine-type deubiquitinase activity.
ACCGAGAAGCUGCAGCAGGAAGAGAGACCUGCUCUUGUUGCAUACUUGCAUGGACGCAUAGGCCGAGCCGCCGAGGAGAGACUCGCUGUUGUAGAACAAGACGCCUCGCAUCCCCUACCGUUUCCGCGACCACAGCGUUGACUCAUUCCGUGCCUCCCACUACCACCUCGGCCCCACGCCUCCCUAGCCCCACCCGUCAGUAACAGUAGCGCGGCGACCCCAUAGAUGGAAGCGCAGCAGCGGCAGUGUCCCCUUCCGGCUCCGGCUGGGAGCGCGGUGCGGACUUGCGCUGCGGUGUGUGGCUCGUGUUUUGGUCCGGGUCCGGGUCCUGGCUGGGCCUGUCCCAGGUCGAGUCCGGUUCGGAUGGUCGGUGCCGGAGGCGUGGUGCGGAACCCUAACACUAGGGGCCGGCUAUAUUAGAUGCUGGGGGGCGGCGGCGGUGGCGCGGGCCUGGGACUGGACCUCUCGGCGGUGAUUCAGGCGGCGGUGGUCGGGAUCGUGCUGUUCUCGGCGGCCGUCAUCGCCGUGCGCCGCGCGGCUUCGCGCUACUUCGUCGUCGACGCCGCGGGGUUCGCCGCCUCCUACGACGAUCACCACCACCACACCUCGUCCGCCUACCCGAUGCCAUCCCAGGAGAAUCAGCAGGAGGGCCCCGCCGGCGAUGAGACGGGGCCGUGCGCAAAGUGCGGCGGCCUCGCCUCCAAGAAGUGUUCCGGCUGCAAGCGCGUGCGGUACUGUUCUCAAGAAUGCCAGACAAAGCAUUGGCAAACUGAUCACAAAUUCAAGUGCAAGCAAAUAAAAUUUUUGGAUCCUGCUGACAAGUUAUCCUGUGGAGGUGAGGCCAACAAUAAGAAAUCAUCUGGUUUCGGUCGCAUCUCAUUAGUGUCUGCCCGUAAAAAGUUAAACAAGGUUCUCUUUCCUUACGAUGAAUUUUUAAAGCUGUACUACUGGAAGGACUUUGAUUUUGUACCUUGUGGGCUUAUGAAUUGUGGCAACAGCUGCUUUGCUAACGUGGUUUUACAGUGUCUCUCAUGCACGAGACCACUUGUGGCCUAUCUGUUAGGAAAGGACCAUAGCAGGGAAUGUUCUAUGAGACAUGAAGAAUGGUGUUUCUUGUGCGAGCUGCAAUGCCAUAUUCAAAGAGCUAAUGAAAGUUUACACCCAUUUGCUCCUAUGAACAUUCUUUCUCAUCUGCCAAAUAUUGGUGGCAACCUUGGCUUCGGUAGACAAGAGGAUGCUCAUGAAUUCAUGACGUUUGCGAUAGAUAAGAUGCAAUCAGCUUGCCUUGAUGAAUAUGGAGGCGAGAAGGCUGUAGAUCUUAGCAUUCAAGAGACAACUGUUGUUCAGCACAUAUUUGGUGGACGGUUGCAGUCUCAGGUUCAAUGUACUGCAUGUGGAAUGGUCUCAAACCGCUAUGAUAAUAUGAUGGACUUGACAGUUGAAAUUCAAGGUGACGCUGAAUCCUUGGAGAAAUGCUUGGAUCAGUUCACUGCUGUAGAGUGGCUUGAUGGGGAUAAUAAGUACAAAUGUGAUGGAUGCAAUGACUAUGUCAAAGCACGGAAGCAUCUUUCAGUUCAUCAAGCUCCAAAUAUACUCACCGUCACUCUCAAAAGAUUCCAGAGUGGGAGAUUUGGGAAACUGAACAAGAGAGUUACAUUUCCGAUGGAGUUAGAUCUUACGUCGUACAUGAGUAGCACUGAUGGAAGUGACCUGUACGAUCUCUAUGCUGUUGUUGUUCAUCUGGAUAUGCUGAAUGCUUCAUUUUUUGGCCAUUAUAUAUGCUAUAUCAAAGGUUAUCGAGGAAGUUGGUAUAAAAUUGAUGACCACAAGGUUAUGAUUGUUGAUGAGGAGGAAGUGCAUGCUCAAGGUGCUUAUACGCUUUUAUAUAGCAGGAGAAUGGCCCGUCCCAGGCCACUUAUUGCAGUUGAAGAACUGGUGAAACAGCAACAACAAUGCAUGGUGCUUCCUUCAAAUGGGCAAAACUAUCCAAUACCAGAGGAUACAACAUUAACCUGUGAAUCACCUUCAAAGUCUUCAGAAGAUCUGUUAAAACAGGAUUCUGAAUUCAACAAUGAAUCUUUGCAUAAAAUGGACAUCAAGGACCUAGAGUCAGACUUGGAUCUACAUAUAAGCAUUGAGGGCGACAAAUCCAAUGGCAAUGAGAAUCUACAUUCGCCAGGUUCACCAGUAUCACAUGUUCUUGAAGAUACUGGAGCUCCAGGUUCUCAAUUAGAAGGCUCUACUUCCAUGAGAUCUGUUCAAUUUGACCCUCCAUUAGAAGGCGGUCCUACUACCCUGAGCUCUGUGCAAUUUGGCAAUUCUACGAGUGAAGCAUCUUCAGUUCAUUCCUUUGCAGAGCAAUGCGAGUAGCCUGUCUCAUGUAUUGAUUCAGUUGAUUACAUGCGCGUUGAUACUGAAGCUGGCGCAGAAGUUGAGAGAUGGAAUGAGCGACCAUCAGUCUUAGAUGAUUCAAUUGGAAGGACAGACAAUGAAACAUCAGCCCCAACCUUGGCGAAUGGGAUGGCAGGAAAACCAAAACCACUAUUUUCUCGUGGUUUCCUUGAUAAGCCCUCAAGAAAGAGGUCUUCCUUUCCAGAAGAGGGUCACAUUGGUGGCAAUAGCGCUGGUUCCUCUCGGAAGUUAAAUGGCCAUUGCAAAGAACAUCUCAACAGCUCAGAGAAAGGAGUUCUUGUCAACUCCUGUGGUGGCAACCCUUCCUCUGGAAGUGGGAAGUGCAACGGAGAUAUGAUUGCAACGUCCAGUAAUGGUAAUUACUAUGCAGUGAAUGGUGAUAAACAAUCUAGCAAUGACUCCUUGCAUGCAAGCAAGCGAGAUGUGCCUUUUGUUUCUGAUGGUUUUAAUCCAAGACCUUACAGGGAACCAUCAGACAUCAACACAAAUUGCAGUAAUACAAGCAGUGGUAAACCAUUGAAAGCUUGCCAAGGGGACAUGUCAUUCUUGCAUCGGGGCUUCCUUGAAAGGCCUUGUUCUAGAGGCCAAUCAGUCAAAGUUGAGGAAGGCUUGGCAUUUAGUAAUGGCACAUCAUCAUCCUUUGUGAAUGGCAACAUUAAGUCAAGUAAUAACUCAUCUUCUCGAACUGGCUUGUCUCCUGGAUUUCUUACAAGGCAUUGCAGGGAGUCUGCAGUCCUAUGCACCUCUGCGAGCUGUAUGCAUGGUCUGGAAACAAGCUCUAACAUUUCUAUGGAGCACAAAUCUAAAGGCACUGCAGUAGCGCUAGACCAUAUAGAAGAUAGGUGGAGUUCAGAUUGCAGAACGAAUGGCUCUUUGUUGCAACUGAGAGCUUCAAAUGAUAAUGCUAUUGACCACCUUGGUGAAAAUGGCCAUGCAAUUUUGACCAUCGAGAAUACCAGUUGUGAGCAAGUAAAUGGCAGUAAUGGAACUACUGAUGUGAAUGGUGUAGGUCACCAAAGGGAUGGCGCUCCUGCCAUGUUGGUCUCUGAGAAAAGCAUGGGGUCUGAACAUGAUGGUUUGCGGCGAAGAGUAACCUCGAAAUAUUUUGAGCAGAAUGGUAUUGAUGCCAAAUAAAAGCAACGACUGCAUGUCAUAGCUGGUGAGAAGGGUGGUCAUUAGAGCAUGAAAAUGGAAGGCUAUGUGCUCAUGUUGGCUAAAUGUGUAUAAACUGAAGGGUGAUGAGCUAGGAAGUAAAUGUUGGUUGAUUGAUUGCUUGAAACUGCAAUUGAAGCAAGCAUUGUUUCCUUGAUAGUAAUUUUACCUCUUUGCCACAUGGCUCCCACUUGUCAGAGGGGUGGAGGGGUGUCUCUGGGCUUCCACACAAUUUGCAGAAGCCCAGAUGCUCCCCUAAUGCCAUGCUAUUUUGCUGGCAUUAGCAUUAGGUACAUAGCUGAGCGUAGGCUUACUUUUCCCCUUGUUGAUCCAUAGCUCAAAUAAACUGUAAUUGCUGACUCCCUUGUCAUGAAAGCUGAAUCAAUUGUAGAGUGAUAAGAGGAA